This is a messenger RNA of Peromyscus eremicus (cactus mouse), 1927 nucleotides long. It is a transcript of the gene Nelfcd, whose product is annotated as negative elongation factor complex member C/D. The coding region runs from base 30 to 1802 and encodes 590 amino acids. The transcript has 15 exons. Gene Ontology annotation, molecular function: RNA binding. Gene Ontology annotation, biological process: negative regulation of transcription elongation by RNA polymerase II. NCBI's taxonomy places the organism in Eukaryota, Metazoa, Chordata, Mammalia, Rodentia, Cricetidae. The record is from RefSeq and is a predicted model, not a curated record. Gene Ontology annotation, cellular component: NELF complex; nucleus.
CGCAGGCGCAGUGAAGACUCGCGGCAAAUAUGGCGGGCCCGGCGCCGGGUACAAUUAUGGCAGAAGACUACUUCGGGAAUGCGCCGGAGUGGGGCGAAGAGACAGACGGCGGCCAGCAGCAGGAAGAUGAUUCUGGAGGAGAGGAUGAUGCUGAGGUGCAGCAGGAGUGUCUGCAUAAAUUUUCCACCCGGGACUACAUCAUGGAGCCCUCCAUCUUCAACACUCUGAAGAGGUAUUUCCAGGCAGGAGGGUCUCCAGAAAAUGUCAUCCAGCUCUUGUCUGAGAACUAUACAGCGGUGGCCCAGACUGUGAACCUGCUGGCUGAGUGGCUCAUUCAGACAGGUGUUGAACCAGUGCAGGUACAGGAGACCGUGGAAAACCACCUCAAGAGUUUACUGAUCAAGCAUUUUGACCCUCGGAAAGCAGAUUCUAUUUUCACUGAAGAAGGAGAGACCCCAGCGUGGCUUGAGCAGAUGAUCGCACACACCACGUGGAGAGAUCUGUUUUAUAAGCUGGCUGAGGCCCAUCCUGACUGUUUGAUGCUCAACUUCACUGUGAAGCUCAUUUCUGAUGCGGGGUACCAAGGGGAGAUCACCAGCGUGUCCACAGCCUGCCAGCAGUUGGAAGUGUUCUCCAGAGUGCUUCGGACCUCUCUAGCCACAAUCUUGGAUGGAGGAGAGGAAAACCUUGAGAAAAAUCUUCCUGAGUUUGCAAAGAUGGUGUGUCAUGGGGAGCAUACAUACCUGUUUGCACAGGCCAUGAUGUCCGUGCUGGCCCAGGAGGAACAGGGUGGCUCUGCGGUGCGCAGGGUCGCUCAAGAAGUCCAGCGCUUCGCCCAGGAGAAAGGCCAUGAUGCCAGUCAGAUCACGUUGGCCUUGGGCACAGCUGCCUCCUACCCUCGGGCCUGCCAAGCUCUCGGCGCCAUGCUGUCCAGAGGAGCCCUGAAUCCUGCAGAUAUCACAGUCUUGUUCAAGAUGUUCACCAGCAUGGACCCUCCUCCUGUGGAGCUCAUCCGAGUGCCUGCCUUCCUGGACCUGUUCAUGCAGUCACUCUUCAAGCCAGGGGCCAAGAUCAACCAGGACCACAAGCACAAGUACAUCCACAUCCUGGCUUAUGCCGCUAGUGUGGUUGAGACCUGGAAGAAGAACAAGCGGGUUAGCAUCGGCAAAGACGAGCUGAAGUCCACGUCGAAGGCCAUAGAAACUGUCCACAAUCUGUGUUGUAAUGAGAACAAAGGGGCCUCAGAGCUGGUAGCUGAGCUGAGUACACUCUACCAGUGCAUUAGGUUUCCUGUAGUGGCGAUGGGUGUCCUGAAGUGGGUAGACUGGACCGUGUCAGAGCCAAGGUACUUCCAGCUACAGACUGAUCACACACCAGUUCACCUGGCUUUGCUGGACGAGAUCAGCACCUGCCACCAGCUCCUGCACCCCCAGGUUCUGCAGCUGCUUGUUAAGCUUUUUGAGACUGAACACUCACAGCUGGACGUGAUGGAGCAGCUCGAGUUGAAAAAGACCCUGCUGGACAGGAUGGUUCAUCUGCUAAGCCGUGGCUAUGUGCUUCCUGUGGUCAGUUACAUCCGCAAAUGUCUGGAGAAGCUGGACACCGACAUCUCACUCAUUCGCUACUUCGUCACUGAGGUUUUGGACGUCAUCGCCCCGCCAUAUACCUCGGACUUUGUGCAGCUUUUCCUCCCAAUCUUGGAAAAUGACAGCAUUGCGGGCACCAUCAAAGCAGAGGGCGAACACGACCCUGUGACAGAGUUCAUCGCUCAUUGCAAGUCCAACUUCAUCGUGGUGAACUGAGAGCAUCCAGAGCUGAAGCAGAACCUGCUGGGCCCUGCUAAGGAGGACCAGAGAACUGGGUCAGGAUGCUGCUUGUCAAGAGGCUCAACCAGCCUCCCGGAAGGAAGCAGGGUGUGCUGGGAGGG